Messenger RNA from Capronia coronata CBS 617.96, 1530 nucleotides. RefSeq names its product alpha-N-arabinofuranosidase C. The record is from RefSeq and is a predicted model, not a curated record. Gene Ontology annotation, biological process: L-arabinose metabolic process; polysaccharide catabolic process. Gene Ontology annotation, molecular function: alpha-L-arabinofuranosidase activity. NCBI's taxonomy places the organism in Eukaryota, Fungi, Ascomycota, Eurotiomycetes, Chaetothyriales, Herpotrichiellaceae. Bases 1 to 1530 code for a protein of 509 amino acids. The transcript has a single exon.
AUGACGACCGUUACCAGCAGUUCGACGCCUUCAAUCACCGUUUUCCCCUCCCACAAAGUCGCGAGUAUAAAUCGCAAUAUAUAUUCUGGCUUUACGGAGCACAUGGGCCGCUGUAUAUACGGAGGAAUCUACGAUCCAACCAAUCCAAACAAAGAACUGGUUGACUCGCAUGGAUUUCGAAAGGACGUCCUGGAAGCACUCAAACCGCUCGACGUUCCCGUCUUCCGCUACCCAGGAGGCAACUUCUGCGCCACAUACCACUGGCAAGACGGAAUAGGACCGGUCAAGGAUCGCCCAGCCAGACCAGAACUGGCAUGGGGAAACGUCGAAAGCAACCAUUUCGGCACUGAUGAGUUCAUGGAAUGGUGCAAGGCUGCCAACACGGAGCCGUAUCUGUGUCUCAAUUUCGGUACGGGCACCCUCGACGAGGCCAUGGCCUGGGUGGAGUACUGCAACGGCACCAAAGACACGUACUAUGCCAAUCUGCGACGGAAGAACGGCCACCCGGAGCCGUACAAUGUCCAGUACUGGGCUCUGGGCAACGAGAUGUGGGGACCGUGGCAGAUUGAGCAGAUGACUCAAGAGGCCUACGCCGCACGAGCAGUGCAAUGGGCGAAGGCGCUCAAGCUCCUCGACCCGUCCGUUCAGCUCAUCCUGUGCGGCAAGGAAGGCGCCACCACUUGGGACUACUACACCCUGAAACACUGUCUGCAGCCCGCCGGGUUGAGUGAUCUGGGCGAAGAACGCCUUCCGUUGAUCGACAUGCACAGCAUCCAUCUAUACACGGCGAGCGAAGACCAUUACGAAAAUGUGACCGCGCCGUUGGCGGCCGAGCGCAGUAUUGAGGUCUGUUCUGGCCUCAUCGAUUUGGCCAUUGUCGAGAACAAAAUCCCCGCCUUGCAGAAACGGCCGACCAUCUGCUUCGACGAAUGGAAUGUCUGGUCGCCACCGCGUGCUCCUGGAAGUAAGGGCGCCGAGGAGCUAUAUACCCUCUCAGAUGCUCUCGCCGUAGCCGUCUGGCUGAACGUGCUAGUCCGGAAAGCCCGGGACGUCGGCAUGGCGUGCAUUGCUCAGAGCGUCAAUGUCAUCAGUCCGCUCAUGACCACGGAGACAGGCAUCAUCCGGCAGACCAUCUGGUGGCCAUAUGAGCUAUUCUGUAGGUUCAUGAAAGGUCAUACUGUGGCGGUCCAUCUGGCCUGUGAAUCCUAUACUGGAUCGACGAAGCCUGACUGGGUGAGAGCGGUCAAAGAGACUCCAUGGCUCGAUGUCAGUGCCACAGUUGACGAUGACGGUUGGGUCAGCGUCUGUGUGGUCAACAUGCAUCUGGAGUCUGAUAUGAGGACCGUCAUGGGAGGAGUUGGCGACCAGAAGGUAAAGGUGUAUACGAUCACCGGUUCGGAUGCGAACGCCACAAAUAUGGCUGGAAAAGAAGAGGUUGGGUUGAAGGAAUCGGAUUGGGAUCCGGCCAGAGAUGCUACUUUCGUCUUUCCCAAGUGUUCCAUAACGAUGCUGAGGUGGAAAAGCUCAUAG